Molecule: messenger RNA, 780 nt
Organism: Didymodactylos carnosus
Lineage: Eukaryota; Metazoa; Rotifera; Eurotatoria; Philodinida; Philodinidae
Source: the annotation of a GenBank genome assembly
AUGUUUCUGUAUUUGAUGAUGAAAAUUUAUUGUAAUAAAAAUUUAUCGGAUUUAGAUUUGCCGAUGAAGUCAGGUGGAAAUCAGUUGCUUUUAACAAGUGGAAUUGUUGGAUAUCAUGUUGGACCAUUGUCUGGUAAUUUUGCUCAUUAUAUAAUAGAACCAAUGGAAACAGAUGACAUGAAACAUUUCGUUGAUAAAUGGUUUCAAGCUGUUCAUACACAAUUAUUGCAACUUUUGACGAUUAAAAUUCAUAAUCCUAAUAAUAUUGGUUUCGGAGAAUUAUCAUCAAAUCCAUUUUUAUUAUCAGUUAUUUGUGAUUUAUCAUUUCAUAUGCACGGUGAAACAUUACCAACACAACGUAUUCGAUUAUAUCAAGAAGCUAUUAAUUCAAUGAUGAAUCUUUGGCAAAAUAAAUUAAAUUCAACUAUUGAUGCUUCUAAAUUGAAUUGGAUUCUAUGCAACUUAGCAACACAUAUUCACCAAUAUUCUGCAUCAAGUCUCAUUAAAGAAUAUGAUUUAAAACGUUCAUGUAUUCAUGCAUUGAUUACCUAUGAUUCACAAUGUAAAACUCUACAAACAAAAGCAUUAGAAAAUGAAGCAAAUGAAUUUAUUCAUAUGAUACGAGAAGAUGUUGGUAUUUUAGCUGCACGUGGUAAAUUUGUUUAUGGAUUUUUACAUUUAACAUUUCAAGAAUAUUUUACUUGUUUACAUAUGAUUAAUUUACAGCGAUCAAAAUUAAAAAUAAAAAAUGAUCCUAUGAAAGUUGCUGAUUUAUUUUAA